AUGGCUCGCAACCAGCAGCUGAGGGUGCUGCACGCACUCGACGUGGCGAGGACGCAGUUGUACCACUUCAUGGCGAUCGGGAUCGCGGGCAUGGGCUUCUUCACCGAUGCCUACGACCUCUUCUCCCUCUCCCUCGUCGUCGACCUCAUCGGCCACAGGUACUACACAGGCGGCCCGAUACCAACCUACAUCUCCAUCUACAUCAACGCAGCCGCCCUCUGCGGUACUGUGCCUGGGCAGCUCGUCUUCGGCUGGCUUGGCGACAAGAUGGGCCGGAAGCGCAUCUAUGGCGUCACUCUUCUCCUCAUGGUCUUCUGCUCCCUCGCCUCCGGCUUCACCUUCGGCAAGAGCACUUACAAAACCGUCGUGAUCACGCUCUGCUUCUUCCGCUUCUGGCUCGGUGGAAGCAUUGGCGGCGACUACCCGCUCUCGGCCACCAUUAUGUCUGAGUAUGCUAACAAGAGGACCCGCGGCGCCUUCAUGUCUGCCGUGUUCGCCAUGCAAGGUUUCGGAAAUGUUGUGGCGGGGCUCGUUGGCAUGAUCACAUCACAAGCCUUCAGGAAAUCAUCGCCAGACAAUAUAGAUUUUGUCUGGCGCAUUGUUCUCAUAUUUGGCGCCGUUCCUGCACUGCUCACCUACUACUGGCGCAUGAAGAUGCCAGAGACAGCACAGUACACGGCCCUCAUAGCCAAGGACGCAAACAUGGCUGCAGCGGACAUGUCCGCAGUCCUCAGCAUGCACAUCGUCCCAGAAGAAGACAAUCUCGGUUGCCACGACCAGUAUGGCCUCUUCUCCUCAGAGUUUCGCCAACGUCAUGGCCUCCAUCUCCUCGGUACCACCGUCUGCUGGUUCGUCCUUGACGUCACCUUCUACUCCCUCAACCUCUGUAUGAAGGACAUCUUUACUACAGUCGGGCUGCUUAAAGGUCAUGAUGAUGAAGUCUGUAAGGUUAAUAUUUGUCAAGUGGCUAGGUAUCACAAAGCCGACGAUCCGUUCCAGCGAACAAUCGACAUCACUGGAGUGCACAUGGCCAUCGCAGCGGGGUGUACAUUGCCAGGAUACUUCUUCGCGGUCGCCUUCAUUGAUCGCAUAGGCCGUGUGAAAAUCCAAUUGCUCGGCUUCACUAUGAUGACAGUCUUUCAGCUCUGCCUUGCCAUCCCCUAUAAUAAAUGGCUAGAAUGCAACAAGAACAAAUAUGGAUUCGCAGUCAUGUAUGGCUCCAUCUUCUUCUUCGCGAACUUUGGGCCAAACACUACGACUUUCAUCUUUCCAGCGGAACUCUUCCCGGCACGGUUGCGCUCCACAUGCCAUGGCAUAUCGGGGGCGGUCGGGAAAAUCGGUGCCAUCUUCGGCGUGUUAGCGUUCUCCUUCCUGAGGUGCCGUUUCAGGAUCUUGUUGUUUGUCCUUGUUGGUUGCAAUCUAGUUGGGAUUGUGUUCACUCUUCUAUUGCCGGAAACUAAGGGAAAAUCUCUUGAGGAGAUUACUGGGGAGAUAGAACAAGGUCAGCCUCUGGAUGAUGCAGCCGCAGUAGUCAAUGCAGCUGAGGGCAUACACGUUGUGCCUGUUUAA
This is a messenger RNA of Triticum dicoccoides, 1569 nucleotides long. Its product is annotated as putative inorganic phosphate transporter 1-13. The transcript has 2 exons. The record is from RefSeq and is a predicted model, not a curated record. Gene Ontology annotation, biological process: transmembrane transport. NCBI's taxonomy places the organism in Eukaryota, Viridiplantae, Streptophyta, Magnoliopsida, Poales, Poaceae. Gene Ontology annotation, cellular component: membrane. Bases 1 to 1569 code for a protein of 522 amino acids. Gene Ontology annotation, molecular function: transmembrane transporter activity.